Messenger RNA from Vitrella brassicaformis, 1047 nucleotides. The record is from the annotation of a GenBank genome assembly. NCBI's taxonomy places the organism in Eukaryota, Vitrellaceae.
UGAACCUCAACUGGCAGAAGCAUCUUGCCGAUGGCAUCCUGUUGCGCGGCAAUUCCCGCCCCGAGUUCCACCCACUUGGCGACGGGCACUCCAAUCUCUGCGGCUCGGCCAUCAUGCACGCCUUCCGCACGCACGUCCUGACAGCACUCAAGGUCUCCACCUCUCAGCGUGACACCAACAGCAAAAGCGGCACCGUGGAGGCGUUGGACAAAAGACGCCUGGGCCAGCUGACCAACACGACCAUUUCCAUGGCGGAUGAGUUCUUGCAGCACCAGUGGCAGUGGCCCCCGAGGCGUGAGAGGCGCAUCUUGUGGCUCAGCAGACGGCCGUACUCACAAGUUGUCGACAAGGCAAGAGGCCGCAUCCACACCUACACGCCAGACAGACACGUGAGCCACGCCACAGCCACGUACGCCCAGACGUCGUGUAAUGAGCGUAUUCGGGUUAUUGCGACGUCAGGUGGGCAACGAGGCUGAGCUGCUGGCGUCCCUGCGGCAGUCAUUAGACAGGGCUGCGGCGACCGAGUCACCACGUUUCUCUGGGUGGCAGAUAGAGGACUUCAACCCUGGCGAUUCGCACUCCUUCAGGGAGCAGGUGUUGAGGGCUGCCUCGGCUGACAUCCUGGUGGGCGUCCAUGGGGCGGGCCUGACCCUGUGCAUUUACAUGCGGACAGGAUCGGCUCUCGUCGAGUUGUUCGGCGGCAACCGUGAGCGAGAGAACCGGCACUUCGACACCCUGUGCUCCAAGGUCGGCCAGCGUCGGUGGGAGAUGGACGUCGGGUCGCUGGAGCGGGUGGCGCCUGAGGGAGUGUGGGAGAAUGUGCGGCAGGCCAUCGAACAGCUGGAUGGCGUCGAGUGAAUGCGCGCAGGGAUUAAGCGGACGCUGCUGGUGAGUUGGGCAUAGCAUUUUGAGAGUGCCGAUCGGCGGUAGAUAGAUAGGUUCUGUGUGAGUGAGUCGGUGUGUAUUUGUGGCAUAUACCAGUGAGAUGAAGGUCAUGCUGCCUACAGCUGCCUGCUGGCUGCAGGAUAUGGUUUAUCGCCAAGCUGU